Mercenaria mercenaria is the source of this 14944-nucleotide messenger RNA. RefSeq lists its product as uncharacterized. The coding region runs from base 12963 to 14402 and encodes 479 amino acids. The record is from RefSeq and is a predicted model, not a curated record. Lineage: Eukaryota; Metazoa; Mollusca; Bivalvia; Venerida; Veneridae. The transcript is spliced from 6 exons.
GGUUGUUCAUAUGUAACUGAAAGUAUUUAUUUACUCUGUCAUAAAUGAAUAACGACUUUAAUAGACUUUACAAAAUUUAUAUAUUCAGAUUGGUCGAAUACAAAAAAAUCGCAGUGUCUAGAUUUCGCGCUAUCAAUGUUGACCGCAAAUAUAGCGAAAUUUAAACCUCCGCGAAUAUAACCCGCUUCACAGUACAUACAUUACCUCUUCGUCAAAUACAUAGAUUAUAUUUCGUUGAAUACACAGAUUUCGUGGUAAAACAGAUAGCAUUGGAAAACAAGAUUAUCACAAUGUUUGUUUAUUUUUAUUUUCGUAUCUGAUAUAAAUCCAGUUGAUGAACUGCUUCUUGAUUUUUUUCUCAUUUAUGUUUCAAAUUUCACAACAAUGUUGAACAUUUUGGUGAUCUGUUUGAUGCUUAGCUAUGUGCAUGCCGACUGUGAUCGAGAUAACGGUCCAUCAGGUGGGAGAGAGUGUGUUCUUCUAGAGCCAUACUAUAGCAGAUAUCAGUGGGCGACAUGCAUCACAGAUAAAUACAUUGAGACAUUUUCAAAAGGUAGACAUCAGUGCAUGGAUCAAAGCGCAGUUUACUGUUACUACCAGUGUAUGAUAGAGAUUCACGACGAUGGAGGGUCAGGACCCGUUUUCGAUGACUGUGCUUGUGAAAGAGAUGCAGCUCUAAAUGACACCACAACACUAGUGCCACAACCUACCAUUCCAGACUGGUGUUUCAGUCCAUCAGGAGACAACUGUAACUGGUACAGAGAGUGCCUUGAGAAACGAUAUCCUUGCAAAGCACAGGGUAACUCCUACGCACUAGAUUUUGCUGAAAAAUUUUGCAAGUUAUAUGAUGAUCAUUAUUCUUCGUUUGACAACAUUGGUCAGCAGUGGGUUAAUGCUGUACGAAAGUGUUUGCAGGUUCAACUUGUGCCCAUCCUGAGACCAUUUGUACAUAAAACUUGCGAUGAAAUCAAACUAAUGGCAUUUAAUUCGCAUCGGGAAUGUUACCUUCACCCUGACGCCAAUUCACCCUCCAUUUGUCAAAUAGGAUUAGUUAACUCUUUCAGAGUAUUUUGGACAGUAAAGAGUUCUUUAAUACAGGAGUCGUAUCUGGUAUUCAAGGAAAUGUUGUCUGUGAUAAAUGGUUGUCAUUAUUUUACCUCUCUUGACUUGUUUGGUCUAUUUACUUUUCCUAGGAUAACUCUGAUAGCACUUAUAUUGAAACCUGUUUACAACAGAAAAAUGUAUGAACAUGAAGUUGCUGAAAAGUUAUCAAACGACAUGAAAUGGAAAGAUAGAGAAAUAAUGUAUUUCGAUUAUGACCAUCUCAAUGGUGAUCACGUCAAAUCGGCCAUUGUGGUACAUAUUUUGUUGGCUUCGCGCUCUGAAUUUGACCUCAACUCUCAAAACGUCAGAUCAGCAAAUGUAUCAGAAGCGGUGAUGGAGCUGGCUGAGAGAAUUCAGAAUGGCGAUUUAGACCUCAGAAACGGAAUAGAAAUAGUUACCCUCAGCAUAUGUCUGAACUUAAAUUGCACAGAUACAUCACUUUCUGUGACAUCACCUCCUGGUACAUCACUUUCUGUGACAUCUCCUCCUGAUACAUCGCUUUCUGUGACAUCUCCUCCUGGUACAGACGCUUCACACACAGCUGAUGCCAGUUCUGUCGCAGCUUCUAAGGAUCAUCUUAACACAGUCAUGGUUGUUGGUAUUGUAUUUGGUUGUUUGCAUUACUUUGUCUGUAGUUUGUUUUAUUAGAAGAUGUGCAACCGGACAUAUAGUAUAAGCGGUAGAAUAUUGAAUAAACUGUGAUGUAUAUUCAUUUCAUUCUCUUCGGUGUUUUUAUAAUAUUAAGUAAAGUAGCGGAAGUCCAACGCGAAUGAGUUGUGAUUUUACACGAUAUAUAUAUAAAACAAAUGCUGAAUAUUUCCAUAGAUUAUAAUUAUGAUUUUCAUUGUUUAAAAUAGACAUAUUCAUUAUACAUAUCUUUUUUAUUGCUACGGAACUACUUGAUAUAUACAAAGAAAUAAAUACGUAUUAUGGAAUACUCAAACAAAAGCCAUGAAUAAAAAGAUAAAUAGUAGUUUUUCGACUUUAUCGGAAAAUUAAGCAGCACUAUACUUUAGGUGCAUCAUUUUAUCACAAGCUGGCAUUUGGAUAGAACCACCAACCUUCUGUAAGAAAAUGUAACAACACUGAGUCCAGUUAAAUUCAUAAAUGGUAUGCAUCAAACCUCACUCUUACCAUCCAUGACAUUCGCAAGCUAUAGAGCGACACCUACCAGGGGCGGUUCGAAUGAAUUGUUUUAUCCCAAGCAGGCAUUUGGGUAGAACCGGCAACCUUCCGUAAGUCAGCUGAAUAGCUUAUACACAUUUUCAAUGGUGCGAAUAUCACACUUGAAAUAAGUGCUCAGGUCAUUAAGAUCUUCGCCUAAUUUAAACUAAAUUAAGUUAUGUAGUAGUUUUUUGUACUUUAUGCGAAAUGUCAAAAUUCAUGUCCGUUUCUAAUAUUUAACGGGGUAUUAUCCUUACGGUAACGAUAUUUUAAAGUUAGUGCAAUAUCUUACAAAUAUAAAACUGCAAACAGUAUAGCUGACCCACUGGUAAAAUUAAGAAAGACAAAAUAUUGUCAUGAACUGAUGGUAUAACAUCCUGGUAAAUACUAGAAACGGACCUAAAUUUUGACAUUUCGCAUAAAGUACAAAAACUGGAUAUUGGUAAUUAUUAAACAACAUUUAACGUUUGCUAAUGAAGGGUUUUAAACUACUAUAUAACUUAAUUUAGUUUAAAUUCGGUAAAGAUAUUACGUAUAUGAAGCUGGCUGGUAGAAGGUACAGUGAGUCGGACAUCCAAUAUCCAGUUCUAACAUCAAGCCAGCAUUAAGUUAGGUAUAUAAGUUAUCUAAGGCUAAUAUCCAACCAGGGGGAAUACACAGCUCGCUGUGAGUUCGCUAUUCGCAACACAUCAGAAAAAUGAAUAUAUUAGCUGAAAAGAUCAGAAAGUUUAACAUCACUGAGUCCAGUUAAAUUCUUUAAUGGAAUGCACCAAACCUCACAAUCACAAUUAUGACAUUCGACAAUUACAUGGCGAUACAAUUUUUCCUGCAAGGUGAAUCACUUACACAUAAAAUAAUGGUCAAGGCAUGAUGUGUAAAACAAAACAUAUUGGUGUACAUAGCUAUAAAAACCAAAGAACCAUUUAAACAUUUUACUAAUGUCUUAGUAGAGGGCACACCAGCAAAAAACCCCAAAAAAAACAACACCAUUACGGAAGCGAUUGAACAUGUUCAGAGUUCAAGUGCCAAUGAAUACAGACCGACCGAGCUGAGUCGAAGAACCGCCUACAAUCAGCGCGUCCGUAUUUUUAUUUUUCAGCUUGAAAAUCAUUUUAAAAGUAAAUUUCUAUUAAUGUUCCAAAAGAUCUUCUUACAAAUUUUAUUAUAAUUUCAGGUAUCGCGUGAUAAUCUUUUUUUAAAUAAACAGCCACGCCGCUGUAUUUGUCUGAGUGCGUUCUUAUUAUAGCAUUGUUGAUACAAAGGUAAAAUUUGUAAGUCACAUCACACAUAAUGUCAUCUUAUAUUCUUCAUUAACUUUUAUGACCCGGACUCGAAUUCGCAUGAAACUCCAAUGUUUUGGUUUUACUUACCAGGGUAACGUAUGUUUUAUUAUGUCAGUUGCAUAAUAAUUUCCAGUUAAUUACAAAAAGAAAACAGCAUAUUCAGUGAUAGAGAAAAAUAUACAGUAUUGAGUGCUUUUAUUUUUGCCACACGCUAAACGCACUUACGCAUUAAAAUCAAAUCAUCCGUUUAAACAACAGGGCAACCGCGACAGCGUUGUAAAUUCGUCUAUAUACGUUGAUAUACUAUCGUAUAAAAACGAAAAAGCUUUAGUUUCAUCAAAAUUAGCUAACAUGACUGAAGAAAGAAAUGGACACUUUAUCAAAACUUCAUUUGAAUUUGGAAAGCCCAUAUCUUUACUUGCAUCUAACAUCAACCACAUAUAAAGAGUAAUUUAUAACAUACCUUUACAUCACCACAAAACAACAGUAAAAUGCAUUUAUUGAAUGAGCAUACAUUAAACUUUACCGAUCCGAUUAUAUUCGAAAAUUGCUUAGCUAUUGACAGAUGAAAUACCUUUUGCAAAAUGAAGACAGAUAUACCAACUAUUACUUAUCAAAGAACAGAAAGGUAUUUUCAGUGAGUAUUUCAUGAAACCAUUAAACAUGUAUGGGCACAAGCAUAAGACUUGUAAAUAUAAUGCAUUUACGUUAUCUAAGCUUUCUGUUAUUUUUCAAUGACUUUACACAAUUUAUAUACUCAAGAACAAAUGUUUUGCCCAGUUAACAAACAGGGGUGAGGACAAGACACGAGAAAGGUACUGCCUAUUAUGAACUGUGAUAGUUAGGUAAAAUGUAAGGGUAGAUUUUCCGGAAGCACAGAACACCCCAAACACAGACAUAGAGCCAUGCAUCGCAAAGAAGGCCAACAACAAAAAGAAGCUGUAACGGAAACAUAUUGUAGACGGGUUGCUUCAGAACUCAAACAGCAAGUUCAUUCUAGUUAUAAAUAAAAAAGGAGGAGUGGGUAAGGCGUAGAUAAAAAGAUGGGGUGCUGGGGGGAAGUAGAAAAAUGCAAGGAUGAAUAUUCAACAAGGAAAGUCCAUUUCUAAAACGCAACACACAACUAUCGUUCACAGACAAAAACAAACAAAUAAGAAAAAAUAACACAGUGGAGCAGAGUCCAAGACACACGCACAAAGACGAACGCAAGAAAAAAAAACAACACAGUACGGCAGCGCCCAAGGGCGGCCGGUGGCCAAAAAAAAUGGUUAGCACGAUAACUUAUUCAUAGUUAAAGGAGAAAUUUGAGAUACACGUUGAAAAUCAUUAUGAUUUAUCCUGUUUUGUUGUUACGAAACAAGCAACAAAAACUUUAGUGUGCUGAUUCCGUGAAAUAUUAUCCAUCACGCUUUCCUUCCUCUUUGAUCCUUUAUUUUUCAUGCUGGUCUUUUUUUUUUUUAUGCUGAGAUAGAUUUUAUUAAAUUUCCACCACGCGUAACACAAAAUACGAGACAGACAGAAAACAAGUUGAAAAUAGGGUCACCGCCUUGGAACGGUCAGUAACGUAAAUAAUGGAAACUGGGGGUUUAAAUGCGUUCUCGACCUGACCUUAUUUUCAACAAGUUAGACAAGACAGUGUAACUAAAAUCACUCCCAGCUGAGAAAGGCUCUAACAUAAGUGGCAAAAUACCAGAUUGAUUCCAUACAGAUCAUAUAAAAUAAAAUAUAUAAGUAGGGUCAAUCUAAGGUAUAAUUACACCAAUAACUCAAUAACUUGUCUGAAGUCAGAGCACCAAGUGCCAACCUUUCAAGGGUACGUCUUAGCAAGCUGCAAGACAACAUUCCACUCCCUCCGUCUUUUUUACUUUUGUAUGAUUUUGGAGAAAAGCAACAGGGAGUCUUACACAUUUUAUUCAUCGCACCAUCAAAUAUGUAACUGUAGAGGGGUCAAUCACCAAACAUGCACUGUGGUUAUCGAUUUUCGCAUUGUAUCCUCUUUCGUUGAUUUGUUUACACAUUUUACAAAUGCUUAAUUAAAAUAAGCGUUAUGAUUAAAUUUUCGAAUUUCAUAAAUUACAUCCCCAUAUUUUUAGAUGUGUUAUAUUUCUUUUAUUAUUUAUUUUUAUAUUAUAUUUUUUAAAGUCCGAACGAUCUGUAGUAAAAUUUAGUGAAAACCAAUCCGUUGUUCAUGAUAUCGGUAACUCGUUAUACCCCCACCAAACAUGUUUGUGGGGAGCUAUAUAGGAGUCAGUUUUGUCCCGUCACGUCGCGUCGCGUCCCGAAAUCUAUAUCUCAGUUAUUACUAAAUGGAUUUGUUUCAAACUUAAAACAGGCGUUCCACCUAAUACCCACAUCAUGUUACACAACGUGCGUAACUCUGACCCCAAUUUUUCAUGAAUUAUGCCCCCUUUUACUUAGAAUUUAAGGUUUAUUUUGAUGCAUUUUUACUAUAUCUCACUUAUUACUAAUUACUAAAUGGAUUUGAUUCAAACUUAAAAUGAAUGUUCAACCUUAUCACCCACAAUAUGUGACACAAGGUGUAUAACUCUGACACCAAUUAUUCCAGAAUUAUGCCCCCUUUUACUUAGAAUUUAAGGUCAAUUUUGAUGCGUUUUCACUAUAUCAUUCUGAUUGGCUUAGAGUCAUAAGAAAGUAACCUUUUUUAACUUUUGUACAGAGUUACUUCCCCUUAAGUUCCAAGAAUUAGUCUAUUUUUAGAAAUUCUAUCUUUAGAUUUUGAGUUCAUUUUUAUUAUUAGUCCUAUGUAAAAAGUAAAUACAUUUUUCUAUGGUAACAUAUGUCAAUAAGAAAAUUUUUUUGUGUUCAGUUUUAGUGUAUCUCUAAUAUUAGAGAUUUUUAUAUUUACCUCAUCCCUCAUCCUGGGCACAUAUACUAGCGUUGUGACAUCGCUAAAUGUCGCUACAGCGCUAGCAUUACUUAUAUAUGCCACGGAAGCCCAGGAUGAAGUACUCCAAAGACGAUUAAAAAAAAAUUAAGUAUUUAGUUUUAUUACGUUUUAGAUUAUUCUAAUUAUUUUUAAAAUUUCUUAUUAAAAUCCUCUCACUUUGAGCAAGCUAAAUAAGUUUGAAAUAGAGACACCGUAUGAUGUCGCUUGAGGGACAUCCCUAUCAACGACGAGGAAGUUGAUAAUAUCAAAACUGAUAUCUUCUCCUUUAUCAUAUACUUUUGUUUCUAAACUACUCUUCACAACUUCUAAACUUAAGUCCUAAAAUGACGCUUCUAAACCUGAGGUAUUAGUCUCAUUCAGCUGUAACUCUUUCCACCAUUUCUGAAAAAUAUAGGUUGUCCAAAAUAUCACAAAGGUACCUCGAGGUUCCGUUAAAAUAAUAAAUCAAUAAUGUCAAAUUGUGUCUCAGUGGACAAACUGAGCUUAAAAUCUCGUUCAUAACAGUAUAAGAAUAAAUCAGCAAAAGUCGGUCGCAGCUGCUUCCCAUCAGGAUACCGAUGUUUUAUCGCCAAAUUUAAUAAAUAUGCUAUCUACCAGAAACCUUAGGGCUUCACAAACCUGUUUACAACUCCAUAGGGUAUAUUUGAUAAGUUUAUUACCACACCAAACAAGUUUAUGACCAUAAAAUAUUCCAGAUCCAGAUUGGUAAUGAAUUUGAUUUACAAAAAGGUUUUUAUAAACAUUCCUGUAGUACCGUUUUGCACAUUUGUAUCACACUAUCAUCGAUAAUUACAGGUAAUAUUUUGUGUGUGUUCGGGCUAUGGCCGAAAAGUUGAUGUUAAUUCUUUUCAUGAUAUGUUAACAGCGCAUUUGUUUUUGUUCCUUAGUAUAUAAUUUUAAGUUUGAUAAUUCAUAUUCGUCAAUCGUGUUCACAAAGCAUAUGUUGAAACAGACUGUUAGAUUACAAAUCAAAUACUUUUGUCGUAUCUUAUCUGAUAAAAAUCCAGUUGAUGAUAGUUGAAGUUUAAAAUAUUAAUAUGUUUAGAUUUACCAAAUUUAUGUUGUACAACUUAUAACUAUGAUGAGGUUUUUAAUUAUAUAUUUAUACUUGUUGCUUACUUAUGUUCAUGCCGACUGUGAUCGAGAUACGGGUCCCGCAGGAGGUAAGGAGUGUGUACUGCUAGAACCAUCGUACAGUAAAUAUCAGUGGGCGACUUGCCUUACAGACCAGUACAUCAAAACAUUUUCAAAAGGAAGACAUGAAUGUAAGGAUCAGACUAGAGUGUACUGCUACUACCAGUGUAUGUUAGAGAUCCACGAAGAUCGAGGGUCAGGUCCCGUUUUCGAUGAUUGUGCUUGUGGAAGAGAUGCAGUUCAAGGUGACACCACCACAAUAGUACCACAACCGUCCAUUCCAGACUAGUGUUUCAGUCCAUCAGGAGACAGUUGUAACUGGUACAGGAAAUGUCUUGAGGUCACAAAACAGUUUCAAAAGUACUAGUCUUGGAAAUAAAAUAAGAAACCAAUAAGUUUGCUUAUUUGACUUUUUAGAGUUUGGCAUGAUACUAAAUGAUGUAUCCAUCAGGAGACAAUUGUAACUGGUACAGGAAAUGUCUUGAGGUAACACAACAGUUUCAAAAGUACUAGUCUUGGAAAUAAAAUAAGAAACCAAUAAGUUUGGCAUGAUACUAAAUGAUGUAUCUUAUCGAAAACGUACGAUUUUAUUCCUGUACAGAUACAUAAUUGAUUAAAGUUGAUUGACUUUAACGGUAUAUUCAGUUUCAAGCUUGUUUCAUCCAGUAUUGAAAUUCUUUCAGAAACGAUAUCCUUGCAAAGCACAAGGUAACUCCUACGCACUGGAUUUUGCUGAAAAAUUUUGUAAGUUAUAUGACGAUCAUUAUUCCUCAUUUGACAACAUUGGUCUGCAGUGGAUUAAUGCUGUACGCAAGUGUUUGCAGGUUCAACUUGUGCCCAUCCUGAGACCAUUUGAACACAAGACAUGCGAUGAAAUCAAACAAAUGGCGUUUGAUUCUCAUCCAGAUUGUUAUAUUAAUCCGGAGAAUAAUGCACCGUCAAUGUGUCAAAUUGGACUGGUUAACACAUUUAUAGCAUUUUGGACAGUUAAGAGUGCAUUACUUGAGGAAACAGGCGGUACUCUGGAACAGAUGCUUUGCGUAAGCAUUGGAUGUAAUAGAAUCAACUUAUUAUUUCUGACCCCAGGGGGUAUGACACUGAUUAAGAUUGGAAUAACUUUUUUAUAUAACAGUCUAAAAUAUGAUAUUUCCAAUAAGUUAGCAUCUCAAAUGAAAUGGCCUGAACGUGGAAUUAUGCAUUUUGCUUAUACAAGCCUCGGUUGCAGUCACUCACAUCGAAGUAAGAGAAGCUUCGAUACUGGAUCUACUGAAUUCGUACACAUCUUGUUAGCCUCGCGUUCUGAAUAUGACCUCAACUCUAAAAACGCUCCACCAGCAAAUGUAACUGAAGCGGCAAUGGAACUGGCAGACAUAAUUCAAAACCGGUAUAUAGACCUUGGAAACGGAACAGAAAUAUCUGAACUUAAUAUCUGUUUGAAUUUCAACUGCACGGAAAAAGUCCGGUCUGUAGCACAUCCUCCUACUACGAUUGUGGUUACCAAGGCAAUGCAAACGAAAGUUGAACUCACUGAGAGUAUCACUGACGAAAAUAAAGAACAUACGACGUCGGUUUUCAACGAUAUCACAACUGCAACAGCGGAGUUCUUCCAAACAACGUACGACACUAGCACUGAAAUUAUCCGGAAUGCUAGCCAUACCAUGAAAAGUUCGUUGGACGGGACGAGUUCUUAUGACAAUCUUACUACAAGUAUGGAUAAGACUAACAACGCAAUUGCUACAGGUUCCAAGGGUAAUCUCAAUGCAGGGUCCAAAGCUGGAAUCGUUUUCGGCUGCAUGUUUACUGUCGUUUGCCUUACUGUGCUCGUUUCUUGCUUGAUUAAAAAGCGUGCCACCGGAAAUGUGGUUUACGCGCUAGUGUACAAAAAGGGCGACCGUGACCUCUCAUCUGAAAUUUGACCAAUUUCAUAAAGAAGUUGUGUUUUAAAAGUAAUUUAACGGGUUGUAUUUAAACAUAUGUAUAAUCACAUGCGUCUUUUUGCUGAUGACAGUUCUUUUUCUGUAACCAGUCAGGGACUCAAACUUCAUAGAAUUAACUCUAAGACUUAAUGAAGACCUCAAAAGGAUAGCAAAGUGGGUCAAACAGUGUUUAGUUACGUUUAACCUUAAUGAACAAGACAAAAGUUAUUUACUGUUCUCUUACUAAUAAUCCUUAAUCUACUUUUUAUUUUGAUAAUUUUCAGUUAAGUUUUACUCGUUACCAUAAACAUCUUGGUCUACUAUUAAGUGAGAACGGUACUUGGCACGCGCAUAUUUCAGAUAUAACGAUAUCUGCCUCAGAAAUAUUGGGAUCAAUGCGCUUGUUAAAUUCGACCUAUAUUAGAAUAUGCCAGUGUAUUUUGAGAUAGCUGUACCGUAUACGAAAAGGAAAACAUUGAAAAAUUACAGUACGAAGCUGCAAGAUUAGUUACUGUUUAACCAAGUCUGUUUCAAUCGAAAAGUUACUACUAGAAAGAGGAUGGGUAUCGUUAUCAGACCGUCGACUAAUGCAAAAAUGAACUAUAAUGUAUAAAGCAAAAAAAAAUGGCGAUUUACCAAACUAUCUUAGUACCUUCUUUCAUAAUGAAGUUUAAGUAACUACGUCAUAUAAUUAAAGAAAUGAUGAUAAUUAUGCUACAGUUGCAAGAUGAACAGAAAUAUUUUCUAAAUUUUGUAUACCCUCUGCUUUUUCUGCUUGAACAACAUAAAAAGUAAUAUUCGAGAAUCGUCUUCUUUAAACGGUUUUAAAAACAUUCUCAAAGUAAAAUUUAAACAAUUCUCAAAGAAAAAUUUUAAACCUCCCUAAGUUCCUACGUUCUACUUAUCUUGUGUGAGGACAUUGUCUGUAGUGAUUUUUAAUAACCAUUUGAGAUUCAACGCAGUGUGAAAUUGGCUAUGACAUAGAAGAUGCUGAGCAUUUCUCUUUAAAACCAGUCGUUUCCGAGAUCAAAGACAUCAGCUAUUUAUAGCCAUACACCCUUUUUAACAGAGACAAGCAUAAUUUAGAAUAUGUUUUAUUAGCGCCGUAAAUAACAAAUCAUUUUUUUCCACGUUUUAUUAAUUGGUCAGAUCUAAAUUUGUCAGAGAUAAAAACCAACAAAAAACAGGUGUGGAGUUAAAAAAGUUGCUGGGUAUAUAUAAGUAGUUGGUUAAUUGCAAAGUACAACUGAGGUAGGAGAGAAAAAAUGUAAGAAUUUUUCCUUGUCUGAAACAAAUAUUCUACCCACAAAUCUAUCUCAGUUAUAAAAUAUCAGCGAAGAAAGAGGUUCCAGUGCGAAAUAUUUCACACAAUUCACCAGAACUUUUGGCAUUACAAGUGUCACAAAUACCAUUACUGUUCGUUUCGUAAAGUGAUUAUCAAAUCAAAUGUAUUUUUAAAACAGGUCAACCGUUUAGGAACAUGAAAUCUAAAGAUAAUGUUAAUUUAGCUAAAAGAUUGGAGCAUAAUACGGAUUAUAAAUUAAUAAUGUCAUCCCGAUAAUAACAAUGCCCGAAAUGUUGGUAAAAAAUCAAAAAGAUCACCCUCUAACUAUAAAUAAUUCCUGUUUUACUCAAUUCAGCUUAUCCUUGCGUCCUCGAGAUAUAGAGUUAUUUAUGUCCCACUUCUUAAACAUUAUAAAUAUCAAAUGUAUUAUACUAUUUAUAACUGGGAGCCACAUUUAGAUAAAGCUAAGUAAAUACGGAAUCAUACGGAAUUAUACAUUUUAUUUAUAAAAUCCUCGGUUGCAAUUACUCAAAUCGAAGUAAGAGAAGCGUCAAUGCUGGAACAUCUGAGUACGUACACAUCUUUUUAGCCUCGCGUUCUGAAUACGACCUCAUUCAAAAUAGCAAUUAAGACCUUAGAAACGAAACAGAUAUAUCUAAACUAAAUAUCUGCUUGAAUAUGAGACACCACCCCUACUACGACAAUGGUUACCACGAAAAUGCAAACGGAAGUUGAACUCAGAGUACCAGUGGUAAAAGUAAAGACCAUACGACAACGCUUUUCACAUAUAUCACAACGGAAGAAAUUAACAAUAACACAUCAACAAUUAAGGUAUCUGGUACUGCAACGUCAUACUCGUUACCGACCUUAUCUAUGAACUGCUAAUAUUUUACAUUCAAACUUCAAAUUUUAAGUAUGAAUGAGGUAUAACAGAAAUCUCAAUAAUUUUAGAUCACCCCUUGUACAUCGCAUUUGCCAAAAGAAUUAAUAAAACCAGUUAAAAUCCGCACAUUAAGCAGUUCUGUACGUUAUAGUAUUGAGAAUUCUAGCCAUUUGUCUAAACAGCAAGGUGGUAAGAUGUCUAUAAGACCUCAACAUCAGCAGUUAAACAUGUAGAAUGCGGGAAUACACCCUAUGAAAAGUCAGUCCUUGACAGUACGAUAGAUAAAAGAGGGUCUACGUACUAUCAUACCCAUUCGAAAUUUUGACACUUAUAUUAAACAUAAUCACACUUCAUUUUCACUAUUAAUGAUAAAUCCUUGUUAUUGGUCUGAAAUGACCUAAGAAUAUAGAAAUACAACCCCAACCCCCACCCCCUCCACAACCCCCACCAUUUCCAUCCUUUACAAAGACUUAUCUUUGAACUGAACUGAACAAGAGGGUGCUACGGACUGUUGCUAGCCACGGCCCUGACAAUAUCAAACGCGCCACACUCCGUUAUUGAGGAUAAAUCGUACUAAAUGUCCCAGAAUGCAGGGAAUAGGGCUUAGAAAAAACAGCAUUUUGCGGAGUGUUGUUGCAAGCGUCCGAAAGAGACAUCAUAACUGGGAAUUCUAUUCUAUUCUAAGUUAUUCUAUUGUGGAAUAUUAUAUUCUAUUCAGGUAUGUUCUGUUUUUCUUUGGUGUUGUGCUGUGUUUUAAGGAUGAUAUAAUCUGUGACGUUUUCGUCGAAAUAUAUUUUGUAUUUUUGGACAGAUAAAUUAAUACGUUUUUUGCUUUGCUAGGGAAAAUUAUCCGAAGCUUGCAUUUUACAACUGGAAAAAAUCACAACAAUAUUAACUUAGAUAAUUGAUAUUCGCCGAUUUGCAAUAAAACAUACAUUGCUGGAUCACUAGAUUGUUACGAAAUCAUAUUAUUGUCGGUCUUAUCUGAUAAAAUCCACUUGAAGGUGUUAAAGUACUCUUGUCUUUGUAUUUAAAGCUAUUAUUUAAAAUUACCGAUUUUAAAACACGAUGUUGGACGUUUUAGUUUUAUACUUGUUGCUAAAUUAUGUGCAUGCAGACUGUGACCGAGAUACGGGUCCAGCAGGAGGAAGAGAGUGUGUACUGCUGGAUCCAGACUAUAGUAAAUAUCAGUGGGCGACUUGCCUAACACAAAUACAUCAAAACAUUUUCAAAAGGAAGACAUCAAUGUGAGGAUCAGACUAGAGUGUACUGUUACUAUCAGUGUAUGAUAGAGAUCCACGACGAUGGAGGAUCAGGUCCCGUUUUCGACGACUGUGCUUGUGGAAUAGAUGCGGCACAAAGUAGCACUACUACACUUGUAACAAAACCGUCCGUUCCAGACUGGUGUUUCAGUCCAUCAGGAGACAACUGUGACUGGUACAGAGAGUGCCUUGAGAAGCGGUAUCCUUGCAAAGCACAGGGUAACUCCUACGCACUGGAUUUUGCUGAAAAGUUUUGCAAGUUGUAUGAUGAUCACUAUUCCUCAUUUGAUAGCGUCGGUCAACGGUGGAUUAAUGCUGUACGAAAGUGUUUGCAAGUUCAACUUGUGCCCAUCCUGAGACCAUUCGUACACAAGACUUGCGAUGAAAUCAAACAAAUGGCGUUUGAUUCUCAUCCAGAUUGUUAUAUUUAUCCGGAUAAUCAUGCACCGUCAAUGUGUCAAAUUGGACUGGUUAAUACAUUUAAGGCAUUUUGGACAGUAAAGAGUGCAUUGGUUCAGGAAACAGGCGACACUCUUAAACAGAUGUUUUGUGUAGGAAUUGGAUGUAAUUAUAUUACAGUAUCGACGUUUAAAGCUUUAUUUUCUACGAAAAAAUCAUAUAUUAAACUGAUAAUGAUCGGGGUAAAGACUGGAUGGAAGAUGAUAGCAAACAGGCUGGUAUAUGAUAUUUCCGAAAAGUUAGCGUCUCAAAUGAAAUGGCCUAAAAAAGGAAUUAUGCAUUUUGCUUAUACAAUCCUCGGUUGCAGUCACUCAAAUCGAAGUAAGAGAAGCGUCGAUGCUGGAACAUCUGAGUUUGUACACAUCUUGUUAGCCUCGCGUUCUGAAUAUGACCUCAACUCUAAAAACGCUCCACCAGCAAAUGUAACUGAAGCGGCGAUGGAGCUGGCAGAUAGAAUUCUAAAUGGGGAUAUAGACCUUGGAAACGGAACAGAAAUAACUGAACUUAAUAUCUGCUUGAAUUUCAACUGCACAGAAAAAGCCCGUUCUGUGACACCUCCUCCUACUACGACUGUGGUUACCACGGAAAUGCAAACGAAAGUUAAACUCACUGAGAGUACAACUGAUGAAAGUAAAGAACACACGACGAGGGAUUUCAACGAUAUCUCAACUGUAGAAGUUAACAAUAACCCGUCAUCAUUUAAGGUAGCUAGUACAGGCGCUUCUAUAAAAACAGAGUACUUCCCAUCAACUUACGACACUAGCACUGAAAUGAUCAAAAAUGCUUACAAUACCACUGUAAGUUCGAUGCACGCCACGAUCUCUAAUGACAAUGUUUCUACAAGUAUUGAAAAGAAUAACAAAGUAACUGCCACAAGCUCCAAGGGUCAUCUCAAUACAUGGUCUAUAGUUGGUAUCGUUUUCGGUUGCAUAGUAGUUGUCAUAUGCCUUAUUGUGCUCGUAACUUGCUUGGUUAAAAAGCGUACCACUGGAAGUGUGGUUUGAUUGCUUGAAUAACAAGUAUUAAAAUAACAAAUGGUCUAAUACAAACAUUUUAAUAAACAUUAGCAAAGCAUACGAAUAGACGGACAGUUUUCUUUUAAAUAUUCCCUUUAUGUAUAAUUUAUAUGAUUGAGAUAUAUCUAUUAGAUAAAAGCGGUUACCGUACGAUUAGCUUAAAAUUCUAGUUGAGUGACAGUCACAAUUAGUGUACAUUUUUAUAAUGCUAUAAAGAAAUACUAAGAGUAUAGUCUCUGAUUAUUCUCAUGCUUUACAUGUUAAUCAUUAUCUUUUUGAUCCAAACACCAAUACUAAUAUAGGAAACUUCCUUCUUAAUUUCUUUAAUGACAUAACUCAAAUUCCAAUAAUGUUCAUCAAAAUACCACGUAAACAAAUAAUUUUGUGUUCGAUAAGGAUAGACACGUCAUUUUAUAUUUCAACAAACUGGUUAAAAUAUGACUUAUGUAAAUAAUUACAUUAAUAUAAAAAACAUAUAUUUUAAAGGAAUCUAAAAAAACUGAAAGGGCGCGUAUUCAAUUUAAUGAUUA